UCAGGCGCUAUAUUAGAGGUGUGUAUGAGGAAGCUAGUUUUCUACCCUGAGAUUGUUGGUUUUAUUGAAGAAGAGAAAGAAAAGUUCCCUAGUGUUAACGUUCAGUACAUUUUCAACUCACCGCCCAAGUUGAUCAUGUUGGAUGAAGAUGGUGAACAUAAGGAAACCAUAAGAAUCGACAACUGGAAACGUGAGCAUCUACUGCAGUACAUGCGGGAGAAGGUCAAGGCCACUUCAGCAAGUUUGUGAGAUCACAUGUAGGGCUCAAUACCUUUGUCAAACCAAAUAGUUAAGAACACAUUGUGGUCGAAACUUAUCUUUACUUUCUCCAAGCUAUUUGCUCCUUCUGCUUCAGUAGUUUGUAUGUUCUGAACCUUAGCAAUCUCAUUGUUAAUGACUUCUAUUUUAUGAAAGGGUAAUGAGAAUCUUGUACUUAGCUGUUUA
Molecule: messenger RNA, 444 nt
Organism: Brassica oleracea var. oleracea
Lineage: Eukaryota; Viridiplantae; Streptophyta; Magnoliopsida; Brassicales; Brassicaceae
Exons: 2
Cellular component (GO): endoplasmic reticulum lumen
Molecular function (GO): oxidoreductase activity
Source: RefSeq, a predicted model, not a curated record